ACGUGGGGUUUGUGUAAACCAAGGCACGCAGACGCGAUCUGCGCUUCAGAAAUGGCGGCUGACGCUGGCAGUUCUCCGCUGCAGCUACCCUGCGUUUUCUCACCAAAAGCACAACAGUUCUUGGCAUUGUGCGCCCAGGAUGGCAGACUUCGUGUUUGGAACACAGACAGUAAAACACUUCACCAAGAAUAUGUGCCUUCAGCCCACCUGAGUGCCACUUGUACCUGCAUAUCCUGGGGACCAUGCCGGACAGCAAAGGAUGGGCCAAAGAGGAAAAAAAGGAAAUCAGAGGCAGGACAGGUGGAGGAGAAAGCAGACCUGUUGGCGAUGGGCACAGCAGCAGGCACUGUGCUCAUCUACAGUGCCGCAAAGGGAGCACUGCACUGUACCUUGGAUGGAGGCCAUAGUGGAGCUGUGAAUUGUGUCCAGUGGCACCCUGAAGACAGUUUAUUAUACAGCGGCUCAGACGAUACAAACAUUAUUGAGUGGGACCUGCAGACCGGCAAGAUGCGAAGUAAGUGGAAGGCGGACCGUGCAGCAGUGACCAGUUUGUGUGUGAGCCAUGAUGGAAAGCUACUACUUUCAGCAGGUCACACAAUCAAGAUGUGGGACUUGGACACCAAGGAGGUUUACAGGAAAUUCACAGGGCACUCCACAGCUGUGACGACCCUGCGCUUUGCCACCACACGACCCCCUGACAGCAACGGCCUUUAUUUCCUGUCUGGCGCAGCUCACGAUCGUCUACUCAGUGUAUGGCAAGUACGAGAAGACGGAAAGGACAAGAACUCAGUGGUUUCCUUCACACUGACUGAUGAGCCACAGCACAUUGAUCUUGUCACAUCCAAAAGCAAAGAAGAGGCGGUGAGACUGGCAGUGGUGUGUAAGGAUGGGCAGUUGCAUCUCUUCGAGCACUUUCUAAAUGGACCCUGUAAGAAGCCCUUGUCACCACUGUGUACAGUGCAGAUGUCGGAUACAAAGGACUCUCCAGUGCCCAUCCCCCUGCUGGCAGCAGCCCUUGGAGCUGAUAUUAAAACUGUGCUACUUGCCUACGGCAACCACCUACAGCCUGUGAUAGAGAGAGUGGAGCUCAGCACAUCAGAGAGACAUGUGUGUCUGACCAGGGAUGUACAGACCAGCUUAUCCCUCUCCAUGGAAACCUCCAUUUCCAAGGUGAAAACCCCAAUUGUCAAUGCCAAGAGCAGAGUGUUGGUGCCAGGACUCCCUGGCCACCAAGCCCCUGUGAAGGGAACCACACAGGGAUCAGAGAAGAGGAAAAAAGACACGGACACAAAAGAGAUGUCGAUAGCAGAGCGACUGGGUGAAAUCGAUCUGUCUUCUGUGUCCAAUGAGAAGGGAGCUCCUAAAGGGAUGGCUUCUUUACAAACAGACAAUUUUGCAGUGCUGCUGGUGCAGGGCCUGGAGAGCAACGACGCGGGCAUCCUAAAUAAAGUAUUCCAGACUCGCAAAGAAAUGGUGAUAAAGAAAACCGUUGCCCGGUUACCGCUCCCUGCUGUUUUACCAUUAGUUGAAGAGAUCACAAAGCGGCUCCAAGGGCACCCUUUCACGGCUGUUCUAAUGGUACGGUGGCUCAAGGCUGUCCUCAUGCACCACACAUCAUACCUAUCAUCGCUGCCAGACCUGGUCACCCAGCUGGGAGUUCUUUAUCACAUGAUUGAGAGCAGAGUGAAGAUGUUCCACAAACUCACGAAGCUGCAUGGGAAACUAUAUCUUCUAAUGACGCAGGUGGUGACAAGUGACAGCAGUAAAGCAGUUGCUGAGGUUGACCACACAGCCAAGCUGGUGUAUGAAGAUGAAUCUUCUGAUGAAGAUGAGUCCUCUGGUGAUGAAGGCCUCCCCGAUGAUGACUCUAACUGGGAAGAGGACGAGGCAAUGGAGGACGACAAGAAAGGACAAACGGACGAGGAAGACGAGAAUCCAGACAGCAAAACAGAAUCCAAAGCGAACGGAGAAGAAGACAUGGAGCACGAGAAUGAGAGCGAAGAAGAAUGAAUCUGUGGACGAAACCUCCCAUAAAAUGGACAUGAAAGAGUUAUAUAAACUUUCAUUUUAUUUUCUUGCUUUUGAUUUUAUUAUGACAACAAAGGAUGGUUUUACAAAAAUCAAGGGACACAUGUUGAAGCGUGGGCGGUUGUUGAUGUCCUGCUUCCUGUCUUUUUUCCCCCCCCCCUGCCAGUCUGAGGAACAGAGGCAACAUCUUGGGGUGGAGGCCAAAAACUUUCUGUGAAAUGAAACUGAUGCAAGUUGUCCUGCUUUGUCUUGCUUUGUAUCAGUGUGCAGACCAACUCUGUCGCCUGAGUUUGCUUUGAAAAUGACUGAAAAGAUUCCAUUGGCCUACACUGCAGUCUGCAUUCCAAAUUCAAUGUCCUUUAUAUAAUAAAUAGUAUUAGAGUAUAUUGUAUGUGCAGCGUAACAAUAGACGAGACAGUUCUCUGUCUGUAAUUGGUUUAUUCUAACCCAGCUCUGUAGGUCACAUGGAACGCUCAGCAUUGUUCAGCAGAGGCAAACGCGGCUCAGGUGACGAGUUGGGAACCAGGCUUCCCCACCCCCAGGCCUUUUGUUGUACAGAAAACCGCUUGAUCUGGAGAUGUGUUGUCCAGACAAGAAUAUAUAUCAUGUCCCCCACACAGUGUAAAUCUCUAUGUACAGUGAAGUGUUUGUAUGAGCUCUUCCCUCUACAGCUACCCUCCCCAGAAAUCCAUGCGAUUAAAUGAACACCUGUAAAGUCUC
Molecule: messenger RNA, 2748 nt
Organism: Solea solea (common sole)
Lineage: Eukaryota; Metazoa; Chordata; Actinopteri; Pleuronectiformes; Soleidae
Gene: wdr43
Product: WD repeat domain 43
Exons: 18
Coding region: 52-2010 (652 amino acids)
Biological process (GO): maturation of SSU-rRNA from tricistronic rRNA transcript (SSU-rRNA, 5.8S rRNA, LSU-rRNA)
Cellular component (GO): nucleolus
Molecular function (GO): protein binding
Source: RefSeq, a predicted model, not a curated record